AUGUCGUUUAGUCAGUUUCACAAUCCAAGUACGCUUAGGGGGGAUUCCUGGGAUUCAGGACUUCGUGACACGGAUGGAUCAAUUAUGUACGAGACUGAAGAUCAAACCCUCCGGGAAGAGAUAAUCCGUCGUAAUGAUGUUGAAACACUGAAGCAAUACAUUGGGCAACAUCCGAAAACUGGGCUGGAACCAGAACCAGCGUAUUAUCGCCUUGACGUGUUUUUUGUGGCUACGCAGGAUGGAUGUAUUGACGCUCUCCGCGUGCUGCUGGCUUAUUACCAUGCCAACUUGGAUAAAGCAGUACCACUUGAGAGACGAGAUAUUGUUUUGUUAAAUGUUGCCUGCAAGUAUUCGCAGCUAGAAACAGUACAGUUUCUACUGGACAGUCAGCCUCCGUUGGGGAACAUUCACGACAAAGGCCCCGGGGGUGAAACAGCCAUCCUGAGCGCGGCAGAGUCUUUUACAUGGCCGGGAGAGGUGACCAGCGACCGGAUUAAAGAGUGCCUAGUCCGAAGCGAAGAAUUGAUGUAUAUGCUUCUCGAUAAGGGUGCCUCAGUCAACGAUGUCACUAUGGUCCAGAACGAAUAUAACGCUCAUCUCCCACCGCAACCGUGCGACACUGUUCUCAGCCUGGCCAUUUCUAGAGCUAGCUACACGCUAGUGAAACGUCUCAUUGAACAAGGAGCCAAUGUUCAUGCCAAACAGGAGCAUGCGGACAGUAGAUUUGGGUUUGAUGUUGAUCUCCGGGAUGUCACCGCACUUCACUAUGGAAGCAUCUACUGGAAUAUAGAGGGGGUCCGGGCGUUGCUGGAUCAUCCGGGUAAUGCCAAAAUUGCAGACAUGGUAUCGGUUCGUGAUACUAUAGGCGAUGAUACGCGGGAACAAGAGAGACAUUUCAGAGAAGACGAAAUCCUCCCUAGGUAUAUUGGUAUCCUCAAAAUAUUAUUGACUGCCAAUCCGAGCACUAUCAAUAUGCAGGAUAACCAAGGGUCCACAGCCUUGCACUAUGAUAUUAUCCAAUUCCUAUGUGAGAAUGGUGCCGAUGCGAGUAUAUCAAACUAUGAAGGGCAAACAGCGUUACAUUUAUUAGCUCUAUGCUCUCGAGACUGUGAUCCAAUUGACACAGCUACCGAUAAAUCCGGUGCCACGGCUCUCCACACGAUGUCAAUGUGUUUACGACAGAUUCCGAUACUACAGCAUCUUCUUAAACUCGGGGCGGACGCAACGAUUCAAGACUCAGAAGGAGAUACGCCUCUUCAUAAACUUAUGAGACGUCCGUACUUAAGGACGAAGAAUGUGACACUGGCUCAAAGGAUGGCAGCGCUGGACAAGAUCACGGUAGCCCUACAGGAAGCUGGCAAGGUUAAUAUGAUGAACCAGCCAAACGCUGCAGGGCAAACACCUCAACAACUACGUGCGAAAAUAGUGGCCAUGUGGCAGAAAGCGGAAGAGCAUAGAAUUGAACGAGACGCUAGAGGGGUUCAAGGUUAUGGCCACUGA
Messenger RNA from Aspergillus pseudonomiae, 1500 nucleotides. RefSeq names its product ankyrin repeat domain-containing protein. The coding region runs from base 1 to 1500 and encodes 499 amino acids. Gene Ontology annotation, molecular function: protein binding. The record is from RefSeq and is a predicted model, not a curated record. The transcript is spliced from 4 exons. Lineage: Eukaryota; Fungi; Ascomycota; Eurotiomycetes; Eurotiales; Aspergillaceae.